Messenger RNA from Zymoseptoria tritici IPO323, 2607 nucleotides. RefSeq names its product DNA topoisomerase 1. Gene Ontology annotation, cellular component: nucleolus; chromosome. The coding region runs from base 1 to 2607 and encodes 868 amino acids. The record is from RefSeq and is a predicted model, not a curated record. Lineage: Eukaryota; Fungi; Ascomycota; Dothideomycetes; Mycosphaerellales; Mycosphaerellaceae. Gene Ontology annotation, biological process: DNA topological change; DNA replication; chromosome segregation. The transcript is spliced from 3 exons. Gene Ontology annotation, molecular function: DNA topoisomerase type I (single strand cut, ATP-independent) activity; DNA binding.
AUGGCCAACACCUCUGGCAAAAUGGUCCACUCUGGUGCCAGUCUCGCGAACGGUCCAGUGGGAAGUAUGGACAUCGACAAGCCUACGACUAACGGCAAUGGCAACAAGCGGAAAACCUCACUCGCGAACCGCAAAAGCUACAAAGACCCCUCCGACUCGGACUCCGAUGUACCAAUCUCCAAGAAACGCAAAACGAGCAAGGCAAUCGCGGACGAUUCGGACGACGAACCACUAGCAAAGGUGACGAAGCAACCGAUCAAAGCGACUGCAGCACAAAUUGGUGGAAAGGGAGCAGGCCAGCCCAUGGCAAAGACACUUGAAAAGGCGAAGGAAGCGAUUGAGAAGAAUGCCGAGAAGGAAGCCAAAGCGAUACGUUCUGCCGACGCGAAGCGGAAGAAGGCCUCGAGCGAUGAUGAAGAUGACGUUCCCCUCGCGAAGAAGAAGAACCCUGCAACCAAAGCUCCGGCCAAUGGUACAAAGAAGGCGAAGAAAGUGAAGGACGAAUCCGACUCGGACGAUGCGCCGCUGGCCAAGAAAGCUGCAGCGAAGAAGGCUCCUGCAAAGAAGGCAGCUGUCAAGAAGCAGGCCAGCACACCUGCCAAGAAAGGCAAGGUGAAGAAGGAGGAGUCUGCCGAGGAGGAGGAUGGCGAAGAAGAAGAGGAACCGUACAGGUGGUGGGAAGACAUGGGCAAUGGCGAUGACACUACCAAGUGGACAACACUCGAGCACAACGGCGUGAUCUUCCCACCAGAGUACACGCCUCUUCCGAAGAAUGUCAAAAUGCUAUACGACGGGAAGCCCGUCAGCAUGCACAAGGAUGCGGAGGAGAUUGCAUAUGCUUUCGGCGCUAUGUUGAUGUCGACACACAACACGGAGAAUCCAACAUUCCAGAAGAACUUCCUCCACGACUUUAAGGAAAUGCUGGACAAGACUGGCGGAGCAAAGGACGAGAGCGGCAAUACUGUCAAGAUCACCAAGUUUGAGAAGUGCGACUUCACGCCAAUCUUUAACCACGUCGACGCCGAACGCACCGCGAAGAAGGCUUUGUCCGGUGCCGAGAAGAAGGCACUCAAGGCUGAGAAGGACGCGAUCGAAGCGCCCUACCAGUACUGCUUGUGGGAUGGUCGUAAACAGAAGGUGGGCAACUUCCGCGUUGAGCCGCCUGGUCUCUUCCGCGGCCGUGGUGAACACCCCAAGACUGGCAAGUGGAAGAAGCGUGUUCUGCCAGAGCAGGUUACCAUCAACAUCGGCAAAGAUGCGAUGGUACCUAAGCCGCCGGAAGGUCACAAGUGGAAAGAGGUCAAGCACGAUGGCGAGGGUACGUGGUUGGCUAUGUGGCAGGAGAACAUCAACAAUGCGUACAAAUACGUUAUGUUGGCUGCCAAUUCCGACAUUAAGGGCAUGAGCGAUUUCAAGAAAUUCGAGAAGGCUCGCGAGCUGAAGAAGCAUAUCGACAAGAUCCGCAAGGAUUACGAAAAGGAGUUGAAGUCAGAGGUCAUGGCUGAACGGCAACGCGCCACCGCUGUCUACCUCAUCGACAGAUUCGCCCUUCGUGCCGGCAAUGAGAAGAGCGACGAUGAAGCCGACACAGUCGGUUGCUGCUCGCUGAAGUUUGAGAACAUCUCACUCAGCCCGCCCAACAAGGUCAUCUUCGACUUCCUCGGAAAGGAUUCCAUCCGCUUCUACAACGAAGUCGAGGUCGACCCGCAAGUCUUCAAGAACCUCAAGAUCUUCAAGCGGAGUCCAAAGAAAGAAGGUGACGAGAUCUUCGACCGGCUCACUACAUCGUCACUCAACAAGCAUCUGUCCAAUUAUAUGCCUGGCUUGACCGCCAAGGUCUUCCGAACUUACAACGCUUCGUACACGAUGGCCACGCUCCUGCGUGAGCUGAAAGCUGAAGGAAACAUUAUGGACAAGGUCAAAGCGUACAACGACGCCAAUCGAAUGGUGGCCAUCCUCUGUAACCACAAGCGCACUGUGGCUGCCGGUCACGAGGGCCAGAUGGAGAAGAUGGAGGACAAGAUCAAUGGCCUGCGCUACCAGCAGUACCGCAUCAAGCACAUGAUGAUCGAUCUCGACCCGAAGAUGAAGAAGAAGAAGGGCGAGGCUUACUUUGCGCUUCCCGAAGGUCUUGACAAGGACUGGCAGGUGAAGCACCACGAGGCCCUGGUGGAGGAGCUGCGAACAAAGGUGCAGAAGAAGUUCGACAAGGAGAACGAGAAGCUCGAGGCUGAGGGCGAGAAGCCGCUGAAGGCCAAGGAGCUCGAGCAACGUAUGGUCGUUGUUGAAGAACUUGAGAGCAAGCUCAAGCAGGAGCUCAAGAAGGGCAAAGUCGAGGCUGAGGGCAAGAGUGCUACCGUGGACAAGUACGAGAAAGAUCUCGAGAAGCUUGACGCUCGCAUCGCGACGAUGAGAUUGCAGGCGGAAGAUCGUGACAACAACAAGGAGGUCGCGCUGGGGACGUCGAAGAUCAACUACAUCGACCCUCGCCUCACAGUUGUCUUCAGCAAGAAGUUCGACGUGCCCAUCGAGCGCUUCUUCUCCAAGACACUUAGGGCCAAGUUCAAUUGGGCUAUAGAGUCAGUCGACGAGGACUGGGACUUCUGA